AACCAAGAAUCAUCAGAAGCAGUGCGGCCGCAGCAAUCCCGUAAUUUUUGCCAGAUUUGCAGCAAGUUAACACCCUUCCAGCGCCCAAAAUGUCCACGGCAAACGUUGCGGCGUAUCUGGCCGAGCAGAAGAAGACCACCGACCGGGAGUUGGCCACCGAGUGGACCCAAAUCGAGGAGCUGUACAAUGAAAAGUUGUGGAACGAACUGACCAUCAAGCUGAACACCUUCGUCAAGCAUCCGGCCCUGCAGAGCGAGGAAGCGCUGCUGGCGUUGUACAACAACUUUAUCGCCUCGUUCGAGACCAAGAUCAACCCGUACGGACUGGUCGAGAUCAUGACGGUGGUGGUGGGCCACAUCGCGGACAAAAAGGAAGCGGUGGCCUUCCUGGAGAAGCUCAAGGACAAGGUCUGCAAGGUGUGCGAGGAGGCGCUGUGGAUGUGCAAGGUCCUGCAGGGGCAGAUCUAUCUGGAGCACCUGAACGAGCUCGACGAGACGAAGAAGAUCAUCGAGGACAUGAAGGACAACCUGGAGGAGGCGGGCAAUGUGACGCCGGUGCACGGAAAGUAUUACAUGCUGGCGGCGAACUACUACCGCUUGGUCGGUCAGCACAGCGACUACUACCGCUGCGGUUUGCAGUUCCUGGGCUGCUCGAUGGACACCUACCCGAAGGACCAGUGGCCCCAGCAGGCAUUCUUCCUUGGGCUGGCCGCCCUCCUCGGGGAAGGCAUUUACAACAUCGGUGAACUGUUGGCCCACCCGAUUCUGGACUCGCUGACCGGCACCGAGAACGAGUGGCUGGUGGAGCUGCUGCGUGCGUUCAACUCCGGUGACAUCAACAAGUUCGAGCAGAUGAAGCCCAAGUGGAGCACGAUCGCCGAUCUGGCCGCCCAGGAGGUGAAACUGCGCCAGAAGAUUUCGCUGCUCUGCCUGAUGGAGAUGACGUUCAAGCGGCCCGCCAACAAGCGCACCAUCACGUUCGAGGAGAUCGCCAAGGAGGCCAAACUGCCCGUGAAGGAGGUCGAGAUACUGAUCAUGAAGGCGCUGGCGCAGGGACUGGUCAAGGGCGCCAUCGACGAGGUCGCCGGAGUGGUCAACAUGACGUGGGUGCAGCCGCGCGUGCUCGACCGGAAGCAGGUCGCCGCGAUGGCCACCACCCUCGACACCUGGAUGUCGUCGAUCACCUCGAUGGAGCAGCUCAUCGAGAGCCGGGCGAGCGAAAUCUUGACCAAUUGAAGUUUUUCUUUUCUCAUACGAUUAAAACAAACACAAAACCUUUCUUUUUGCAAGUAAAUUUAGCACUUAUAUUUAAUAAUGAAUAAAAAGCUGUCUUAUACAAAUA
Messenger RNA from Culex pipiens pallens (northern house mosquito), 1341 nucleotides. It is a transcript of the gene Rpn9, whose product is annotated as 26S proteasome non-ATPase regulatory subunit 13. The transcript is spliced from 5 exons. The record is from RefSeq and is a predicted model, not a curated record. Gene Ontology annotation, molecular function: structural molecule activity. Gene Ontology annotation, cellular component: proteasome regulatory particle, lid subcomplex; cytosol; nucleus. NCBI's taxonomy places the organism in Eukaryota, Metazoa, Arthropoda, Insecta, Diptera, Culicidae. Gene Ontology annotation, biological process: ubiquitin-dependent protein catabolic process. Bases 90 to 1235 code for a protein of 381 amino acids.